CGGUUACACUGAAUAUUUUCUCAGCACGAGCCAAAACGGCAUUCGUCUCUCUCUCUAUCUGUGUUCGUUUAAGCCAAAAGGUACUCUAAUUCACGAGACUCAUGCCAAGAAGAGAGGUUUCGCGAUAAAGGAAAAGGUGGUGUGAAUGGAGGGGAAGGGCAUUGGGACGACGAAAAGUGGAGGGGGUCAGGUGAUGGACGGUUCAGAUAUAAUGGAGUUGGUUGGGAAUGAGCAAGUUUUUAGUAACUUUGUGGAUCAUAAGUUCCAAGAACUGGACACAGACUGUGACGGUAAGCUUUCGGUGAGCGAGUUACAGCCUGCUGUGGCUGAUAUUGGUGCUGCUCUGGGUUUGCCUGCUCGCGGCUCUUCUCCCGAUUCUGAUCAUAUCUAUUCCGAAGUUCUUAAUGAAUUCACUCAUGGAAAACAAGAAAAAGUAAGCAAGACUGAGUUUAAAGGCGUUCUUUCGGAUAUUCUACUAGGCAUGGCUGCUGGUUUGAAGCGAGAUCCUGUUGUGAUUCUCCGCAUUGAUGGGGAAGACCUUCUCGAGUUUAUUAAGUGCCCAAUUUUUGAGCCAGAGAUGGUUUCCAUAUUCUUAGAGAUUGAGCUGCCUGAUGGAUCCCUUCAAGAUUACUUUGUCAAGGCUUUUGAGAAGCUCACUGUCGACCAGGGGAUGCCUCCUAUUGCAGAUACUUGGGUUAGAAGCAACAUUGUGGAACCGGCAUUACAAUCCUUUGGUGGUGUUCAUGAGCCACCCAUUGCUCAAGAGGAAUUUUUGGUUGAGUUUAAGAAAGUAGCGGAGAGUGUGGCUCAACAUCUUAAAGAGCAGCCUGUAAUUGUUGCUCACAGUGAGAACAACUUUGAUGGAAGUGGCAUUAAGAGACUGCUAUCUAACAAUUUCGAAUUAGACAAGACACUGGAUGCUGCUUUAAAAGAUGCGCCUAAAGAUCACACUGGGAAAAUGUCGAAGGAAUAUCUGCGAGUGGCGCUUGAUGUAGUGGCCCCAUCAGCUGGCUUACCUCCAUUAGGUGCAGUUUAUCUGGUGGACAGGGUAGUUACUGAAGUCUUCAAAGUGUUCGACGCUGAUGAUGGGAAGUUGGUUAAAGAAGAUGAGUUCAAGAAGAUAUUGACCGAAAUACUGUGGAGCAUCAUGCUGGAAUUGGAGGACAAUCCUAUUUCAGUUUCUACAAAUUCAGUGGUACAUGAGCCGCUUGCCACUUCUUCCACACUGUUGCAGCCAUCUUCUGAUAACGUUGCGUAAAUUGUAAAGUGUUGCAUAUGAAGAGAAACCAUUAAUAACAAGGCAUAUUAAGUGUUUGAUCAAUGAAGUUACUAGUGUUAAAGUAAUGCACUGUCUAGUUCUUGUAACCUCUGUGUGCUAGAAGCUUUUGCUAAUUACUUGGCUGCAACUUCAAGGUGGUUAUGUUCUUUAGCCUUGAUAUUUUUUCCUCUGCAUUUGUACAAUAUAGCCGGGAAGCACGUCCAGUAUACAAUUUAGAAACUCAGUUACUUCGAUGAAUAAAGUUUAACCGAGCAUAGCAUCUUGAAUACUAGUUGUUACCCGAUAGAAAAGAAAAAAAAGAAUUUUAUUGAGAACUAU
This is a messenger RNA of Ilex paraguariensis (yerba mate), 1597 nucleotides long. NCBI's taxonomy places the organism in Eukaryota, Viridiplantae, Streptophyta, Magnoliopsida, Aquifoliales, Aquifoliaceae. The record is from the annotation of a GenBank genome assembly.